Molecule: messenger RNA, 2055 nt
Organism: Neoarius graeffei (lesser salmon catfish)
Lineage: Eukaryota; Metazoa; Chordata; Actinopteri; Siluriformes; Ariidae
Gene: acsl5
Product: acyl-CoA synthetase long chain family member 5
Exons: 20
Coding region: 1-2055 (684 amino acids)
Biological process (GO): long-chain fatty acid metabolic process
Cellular component (GO): endoplasmic reticulum; membrane; mitochondrion
Molecular function (GO): arachidonate-CoA ligase activity
Source: RefSeq, a predicted model, not a curated record
AUGGAGCUCUUAUUUGAGUUUCUAUUCUCUCCAUUGCCCACCUCGGCACUGGUGUUCUUGUUUGGUCUCGGUGCAGUCGCCUUGACUUAUCUCAACACCAGGCCCAAGCCCCUGCGCCCACCUGUCGACCUGAAUAGACAGACCGUGGGCAUUGCGGUGAGAGGUGGAGCCAGGAAGAAUGCAAUUCUAAAAGAUGACAGCUUAAUAUCCUAUAUAUACGAAGAUGCCAAGACUCUAUAUGAGGUUUUCCAAAGGGGAUUACAUGUCUCAGGAAAUGGGCCUUGCUUGGGGCACAGAAAGCCUGGGAAGCCAUACCAAUGGUUGAAAUACAAACAGGUUUCAGAUAGGGCUGAGUACUUGGGCUCUGGACUGCUUCACAGAGGACUGGAGCCCUCACCAAAAUCAUUCAUUGGCAUCUUUGCUCAAAACCGGCCAGAGUGGAUUAUCUCUGAACUGGCCUGCUAUACUUAUUCCAUGGUGGCAGUUCCUCUAUAUGAUACACUGGGUCCUGAGGCACUUGUCUUCAUCAUUAACCGAGCCAGCAUAUCUACAGUACUUUGUGACAAGCAGGACAAAGUGGAGACUCUUCUUGCAAACUGUGAAAAAGGUCUUACUUCUGUGCUUAAAACUAUUAUUGUUAUGGACCCAUUUGAUGCUGCUGUGAUAGAACGAGCGUCCAAGUGUGCAGUGGAAAUCCUGAGUCUCAAGGAUAUGGAGGUUCUUGGGAAAGAUAAUCUUCGAAAGCCAGUUCCACCAAAGCCAGAAGACCUGAGUAUUGUGUGCUUUACCAGUGGCACUACUGGUGAUCCAAAGGGAGCCAUGUUAACCCAUGAGAAUGUAGUGGCAGAUGCUGCUAGCUUUGUUAAAAGCUUUGAGUCUGCCUUCACACCACUGUCCACUGAUGUGUUGAUCUCGUUCCUGCCGCUGGCUCACAUGUUUGAGAGAGUUGUACAGACAGUGUUGUAUGGUGUGGGUGGAAGGGUAGGCUUCUUUCAAGGAGACAUCAGACUGCUUCCUGAUGACAUGAAAACCCUGAAGCCCACAGUUUUCCCAGUUGUUCCACGUCUUCUCAAUCGUGUAUAUGACAAGAUUCAAAGUGGGGCCCAGACUCCAUUCAAGAAAUGGUUCCUGAACUUUGCCAUUGAAAGGAAACAUGCAGAGGUGAAACGGGGCAUCAUCAGAAACGACAGCAUAUGGGACAAGCUUCUCUUUCACAAAGUGCAGGAAUCUCUUGGGGGAUCUGUGCGGGUGAUGGUGACAGGUGCUGCUCCCAUUUCACCUGCUGUACUCAGCUUCCUCAGGGCCUGUCUCGGUUGCCAGAUAUUUGAGGCAUAUGGCCAAACCGAAUGCACAGCUGGCUGCACCAUCUCCCUGCCUGGGGACUGGACUGCUGGACAUGUUGGAGUACCUGUUCCAUGUAAUGUGGUCAAACUAGUAGAUGUCGAGGAGAUGAACUAUUUCAUGUCUGAUGGUGAAGGAGAGGUUUGUAUAAAAGGGAAGAAUGUGUUCUGUGGAUAUUUGAAUGAUCCAGAGAGGACAGCUGAGGCCCUUGACCAAGAUGGAUGGUUACACACUGGAGACAUUGGCAAAUGGCUUCCGAAUGGGGUUUUGAAGAUCAUUGACAGAAAGAAGAACAUUUUCAAACUGGCCCAAGGCGAGUACAUUGCUCCUGAAAAGAUUGAGAAUGUUUACGUUCGAUGUGGUUCAGUUGCUCAAGUAUUUGUUCAUGGGGACAGUUUGCAAUCCUGCUUAGUGGCCAUUGUGGUGCCAGAUGCUGAGAUACUACCUAGUUUGGCUGAGAAGCUUGGAGUUAAGGGUUCAUUGGAGGAACUAUGUAAAAACCAGCAAAUUAAGAAGGCUAUCCUCUCUGACCUUGUAAAGCUGGGAUGUGAAGCAGGGCUGAAAUCCUUUGAACAAGUGAAAGACCUGCAUCUCCACCCUGAGCAGUUCACUGUAGAGAAUGGCCUUCUUACACCAACGCUAAAGGCUAAAAGAGGUGAUCUCAGCAAGUUCUUCAAACGUGAGAUUGAAAGUCUCUAUGCUAAACUGCAGUGA